Knipowitschia caucasica is the source of this 792-nucleotide messenger RNA. Lineage: Eukaryota; Metazoa; Chordata; Actinopteri; Gobiiformes; Gobiidae. The record is from the annotation of a GenBank genome assembly.
AUGGACCAGCUGCUCACACUGCUGACUGAUGAAGUGACCAACAAUGUGAACUCUGCUCUGGGCACCAGCACAGUGCAGGACAGGGGUCUGCUGGUUUCUGAGGACAGAACAUAUAAGACACCCAAGGACAAACUCAUAGCUAUGGUUCGUCAGAGAGAGUCUCUUACAAACGGCCUCUUGGAGUCCAACCAGGACCAGCUCAAUGAUGACCGAACUUUUCUGCCUGGACAAGAUAUCUUUCUUGUGAGAUCUCCAUCCACACUCCAGAAAGAUGUCCAAGAAAUCCUCGAGAAGGAAGCCCAAGAGCUGAGUGGAGAUAGCAGCAGCCUGAUCCAUGACAGUGAAAAAUCCGCAGCCUCUAUCGUCCGCACCAUCUCAGACGAAAGGGCUUCAGAAGAAUCAGUGGAUCCAACACCAGUGCCAGGACACUCUGGCACCAAGCUGCUCUGGUUACACAAAGUGACACAGGAGCUUAAGUCCUUCUUUCUCAUGUGCUUUUCAAAAGCAGCCAUCUGCAGAUGCCUGAGGAGGCUAUACUGCUUGUGUGGUCACUCUCCGCCUUCGAGCAGCGAGGUUCAGAAUUUGACAAAUGAAGCGCUCAGAUUUCUGAUGCAAGAACCCUCAAACCAGGACGUCUAUGAAAGCACAAUCUCUGGGCUGAACGACGCCAUGGCCAUGGGCGAUGGGCUCAGUGAGGAGAGCUGGUCGAGUUGGGAGCUGUCUGAGUCCCUCACCAGACCCCUGCAGCCUUGGAUACAAAACCUGGAAUUCAGAAGAGCUGCCCAUGAAUAA